AUGGCUGGCAUGUCACAGAGACCACCCAGCAUGUACUGGUGUGUAGGGCCAGAGGGGUCAGCUGUAUGUCCAGAACGCGCCAUGGAGACCCACAACGGUGCCAGAGACAUGGGCAGCAAGCCAUCCACACCAGGCAGUGAUGCCACAGCACAGGCCCCCAGAACGGAACGCAUUCAUGCUGCAUACAGAUGGGGAGACCUCAGAAGGGCCCAAGACUUGCUCAGGGAGGCUUGUGAUGAGAGUGAGUCCCUGCUGGAAAAGGGCCAGCUUCUGAGCAUCUCGGCGGCCUAUGGGGAUCUGGAGAUGGUGCGGUUUCUGCUCACCAACAGGCGUGUGGAGCUGCCGACAGAGCCCACUGAUAACAACCCAGCUGUGGUGGCAGCACAUUUUGGGCACACAGAAGUUGUGCAGGAGUUGCUCGAGUCCUUAUCAGGUCCCAGCAGCCCCCAGAGGCUGCUGAACUGGAUGCUGGCCGUUGCGUGCCAGCGUGGGCACCUGGGCGUAGUGAAGCUCCUGGUUCUGACACACGGGGCAGACCCAGAGAGCUACGCAGUCAGGAAGAAUGAAUUCCCUGUCAUCGUGCGCUUGCCUCUCUACGCAGCCAUCAAGUCAGGGAAUGAAGACAUUGCCAUAUUCCUGCUUCGGCACGGGGCCUACUUUUGCUCCUACAUUUUACUGGACAGUCCUGACCCCAGCAAACAUCUCCUCAGGAAGUAUUUCAUAGAAGCCAGUGCCCUGCCUGGUAGUUACAUGGGAAAAACAGCACUUCGUGUGAAAUGGUCCCAUCUCCGGUUGCCCUGGGUGGAUCUGGACUGGCUCAUAGAUAUCUCCUGCCAGAUCACAGAGCUCGACCUUUCUGCCAACUGCCUGGCAUCCCUGCCCUCUGUCAUCCCCUGGGGACUCAUCAACCUCCGGAAACUGAACCUUUCCGACAACCACCUGGGGGAACUUCCCAGAGUGCGGUCUUCAGAUGAAAUCAUCUGCUCCAGGCUACUUGAAAUUGAUAUUUCCAGCAACAAGUUGUCCCACCUCCCGCCUGGAUUCUUGCACCUCUCAAAACUUCAGAAACUGACAGCUUCAAAAAAUUGUUUAGAAAAAUUGUUUGAAGAAGAAAGUGCCACUAACUGGAUUGGUUUGAGGAAGCUACAGGAACUUGAUAUAUCUGACAACAAAUUGACAGAACUGCCUGCCCUUUUCCUUCAUUCUUUCAAGUCACUCAAUUCCCUGAAUGUUUCCAGAAACAACCUAAAGGUGUUUCCAGAUCCCUGGGCCUGCCCUUUGAAAUGUUGUAAAGCAUCCAAAAAUGCCUUGGAAUCUCUGCCAGAGAAAAUGGCUGUCUUUUGGAAAAACCACCUUAAGGAUGUAGAUUUUUCAGAAAACACACUAAAAGAAGUGCCCCUAGGGCUUUUUCAGCUGGAUGCCCUCAUGUUCUUGAGGUUACAGGGAAACCAACUGGUGACACUUCCACCUCAAGAGAAAUGGACCUGCAUGCAGCUCAAAACCCUGGAUCUCUCCAGAAAUCACCUUGGCAAAAGUGAAGAUGGACUUAAAACAAAGCGUCUUGCCUUUUUCACCACCAGAGGACGCCAGCGUUCAGGGACUGAGGCAGCGUGUGUACUAGAAUUUCCAGCCUUCCUAAGUGAGUCUUUGGAAGUCCUUUGUCUGAACGAUAACCACCUCGAUGGGGUCCCUCCCUCAGUUUGUUUGCUAAAGAAUCUAUCAGAGCUCUACUUGGGAAACAACCCUGGCCUCCGAGAGCUCCCUCCUGAGCUAGGGCAGCUGGGCAACCUCUGGCAGCUGGACAUUGAAGACCAGACCAUCAGCAAUGUGCCUGCAGAAAUCAGAAAAGAAGGCCCCAAAGCCAUGCUGUCCUACCUGCGUGCUCAGCUGCGGAAGGCAGAGAAGUGCAAGCAGAUGAAGAUGAUUAUCGUGGGUCCCCCACGCCAGGGCAAGUCCACCCUCCUGGAGAUCUUACAGACCGGGCGGCCCCCCCAGGUGAUGCAUGAAGAGGUCACCAUCAGGACCACCAAGUGGGAGCUCCAGAGGCCGGCUGGCUCAAGAGCCAAGGUUGACUCAGUGGAGUUCAACGUCUGGGACAUCGGAGGCCCUGCCAGCAUGGCCACUGUCAACCAGUGCUUCUUCACUGACAAGGCCCUAUACGUGGUGGUCUGGAACCUGGCGUUAGGAGAGGAAGCGGUAGCCAGCCUCCAGUUCUGGCUGCUCAACAUCGAGGCCAAGGCACCAAACGCCGUGGUUCUGGUUGUGGGAACACACCUGGACUUAAUCGAAGCCAAAUUCCGAGUGGAGAGGAUCGCGACGCUGCGUGCUUAUGUGCUGGCGCUCUGCCGCUCCCCCUCGGGCUCCAGGGCCACCGGCUUCCCUGACAUCACAUUCAAGCACUUACACGAAAUUUCCUGUAAGAGCCUAGAAGGCCAGGAAGGGCUGCGGCAGCUGAUUUUCCAUGUCACGUGCAAUAUGAAGGAUGUGGGCAGCACCAUCGGCUGCCAGCGACUGGCAGGAAGGCUGAUCCCCAGGAGCUACCUGAGCCUGCAGGAGGCUGUGCUGGCGGAGCAGCAGUGGCGCAGUCAGGCUGAUGACGUGCAAUACCUGACAGACAAGCAGCUAGAACAGCUGGUGGAACAGACACCUGACAACGACAUCAAGGACUAUGAGGACCUGCAAUCUGCCAUUGGCUUCCUCAUAGAGACGGGCACCCUGCUCCACUUCCCCGACACCAGCCAUGGCCUGAGGAACCUAUACUUCAUCGACCCCAUCUGGUUGUCCGAGUGCCUGCAGAGGAUCUUUACCAUCAAGGGCUCCCGGUCAGUGGCCAAGAACGGGGUGAUCCGAGCAGAGGACCUCAGGAUGCUGUUGGUGGGGACGGGCUUUACACAGCAGACGGAAGAGCAGUACUUCCAGUUCUUGGCCAAGUUUGAGAUUGCCCUGCCGGUUGCCAAUGACAGCUACCUCCUGCCACAUCUCCUUCCAUCCAAACCUGGUCUGGACACCCACGGCAUGCGGCACCCUGCAGCCAACACCAUUCAGAGGGUGUUUAAGAUGAGUUUCGUUCCUGUCGGCUUCUGGCAAAGGUUUAUAGCACGGAUGCUGAUCAGCUUGGCAGAGAUGGACCUGCAGCUUUUUGAAAACAAGAAGAAUACUAAAAGCAGGAACAGGAAAGUUACCAUUUACAGUUUUACAGGAAACCAGAGAAAUCGCUGUAGUACAUUCAGAGUGAAAAGAAAUCAGACCAUCUAUUGGCAGGAAGGGCUCCUGGUUACUUUUGACGGGGGCUACCUCAGUGUGGAAUCAUCUGACGUGAACUGGAAAAAGAAAAAAAGCGGAGGCAUAAAAAUCAUUUGCCAGUCAGAAAUGAGGGACUUCUCAGCAAUGGCUUUUAUCACGGACCACAUCAAUUCCUUGAUUGAUCAGUGGUUUCCUGCUCUGACAGCCACAGAGAGUGAUGGGACCCCACUCAUGGAGCAGUAUGUGCCCUGCCCAGUCUGCGAGACAUCCUGGGCCCAGCAUGGGGACCUUGGUGAGAGAUCAGAGGACGUGCAGUAUUUCGACAUGGAAGACUGCGUGCUGACAGCCAUUGAGCGAGACUUCAUCUCCUGCCCCAGACACCCCGACCUCCCUGUGCCACUCCAGGAGCUGGUCCCUGAGCUAUUCAUGACUGACUUCCCGGCCAGGCUUUUCCUGGAGAACAGCAGGCUGGAGCACAGUGAGGAUGAGGGCAGCAUCCUGGGCCAAGGCGGGAGUGGCACCGUCAUCUACCACGCUCGGUACCAGGGCCAGCCUGUUGCUGUGAAGCGAUUCCAGAUCAAGAAAUUCAAGAACUUCGCCAAUGCCCCAGCAGACACCAUGCUGAGGCACCUGCGAGCUAUGGAUGCCAUGAAGAACUUCUCAGAGUUCCGGCAGGAGGCCAGCAUGCUGCACGCCCUGCAGCACCCCUGCAUUGUGUCGCUCAUCGGCAUCAGCAUCCAUCCUCUCUGCUUCGCCCUAGAGCUGGCCCCUCUGAGCAGCCUCAACACCGUGCUAUCUGAGAAUGCCAAAGAUUCUUCCUUUAUGCCCCUGGGACAUAUGCUCACCCAAAAAAUAGCCUACCAGAUUGCCUUGGGCCUGGCUUACCUACACAAGAAAAACAUCAUUUUUUGCGACUUGAAGUCAGACAAUAUUUUGGUGUGGUCCCACGACGUCAAGGAGCCCAUCAACAUCAAGCUGUCUGACUACGGGAUUUCAAGGCAGUCAUUUCACGAGGGCGCCCUAGGCGUGGAGGGCACACCCGGCUACCAGGCCCCGGAGAUCAGGCCUCGAAUUGUGUAUGAUGAGAAGGUAGAUAUGUUCUCCUACGGAAUGGUGCUCUACGAAUUGCUGUCAGGACAGCGUCCUGCAUUGGGCCACCACCAGCUUCAGAUUGCCAAGAAGCUGUCCAAGGGCAUCCGCCCAGUGCUAGGGCAGCUGGAGGAAGUGCAGUUCUACCGACUCCAGGCACUAAUGAUGGAGUGCUGGGACACAAAGCCGGAGAAGCGACCGCUGGCCCUGUCAGUAGUGAGUCAGAUGAAGGACCCGACCUUCGCCACCUUCAUGUAUAUGCUCCCCUGUGGGAAGCAAUUGGCCUUCUUCUCGUCCCAGGGCCAAGAGUACACCGUGGUAUUCUGGGAUGGGAAAGAGGAGUCCAGGAACUACACAGUGGUGAACACAGAGAAGGGCCUUCUGGAAGUGCAGAGGAUGAGCUGCCCAGGAAUGAAGCUAAGCUGCCAAUUAAAGGUGCAGAGCUCCCUGUGGACUGCCACUGAGGACCAGAAAAUCUACAUCUACAGCCUUAAGGGCAUGUGCCCCUUAAACAUGCCCCAGCGGGCCUUGGACACUCCAGCAGUUGUAACCUGCUUCUUAGCAGUACCUGUUAUUAAAAAGAAUUCCUACCUGGUGUUGGCAGGCCUAGCUGAUGGGCUGGUGGCCGUAUUCCCUGUGGCACGGGGCUCCCCGACCGAUAGCUGCUCCUAUUUGUGCUCGCAUACAGCCAACAGGUCCAAGUUUGGCAUCUCCGAUGAAGACGUGCGGCAGAAUCCCUACCCCGUGAAGGCCAUGGAGGUGGUCAACAGCGGGUCCGAGGUCUGGUACAGCAACGGGCCAGGCCUCCUUGUCAUUGACUGUGCAGCCCUGGACAUCACCAGGAGGCUGGAGCCCUACUCGGCCCCCUCAGUGGUCGUGUCAGUCGUGUGCGGCUCCGACGGCAAGGGGGAAGAAGUGGUCUGGUGCCUGGACGACAAGGCUAACUCCUUGGUGAUGUACCACUCAGCCACCUACCAGCUGUGUGCUCGGUACUUCUGUGGGGACCCCAGCCCCCUCAGGGACACAUUUCCCGUGGGGCCCUUGGCCAUGGAAGCCCCAAGCAGCCAUGAGGCCUGUAUGAAGGAAGGGGAGCCCAUCAUGGACGUGAGCAUCAUGUUCAGUGGGGAGCUGGGCACGCAGAUCCUCACCCACCAGGACUCGCUGACUGACUACUGCUCCAUGUCUUCCUACUCCUCGUCCCCUCCCUGCCGGGCUGCCAGGUCCCCCUCCAGCCUUCCCAGCUCCCCAGCCAGCUCUUCCAGUGUGCCUUUCUCCACGGACUGUGAGGACUCAGACAGGCUGCACGAGCCCAGCGCCACCUCCGACAGGUCUGAGCAUGACCUGAGUCCCAUAGAUGGGGAGACAUUCAGCCAGCACCUGCAGGCUGUUAAGGUCCUCGCUGUGAGGGACCUCAUUUGGGUCCCCAGGCGUGGUGGAGACAUUAUCGUCAUUGGUCUGGAGAAGGAUGGGGGAGUCCAGCGGGGCCGAGUCAUCGCCAUCUUAAAGGCCCGAGAGCUGACCCCACAUGGGGUGCUGGUAGAUGCUGCUGUGGUGGCAAAGGACACUGUUGUGUGUGGCUUUGAAAAUGAAAACACAGAGUGGUGCCUCGCUGUCUGGAGGGGCUGGGGCGCCAGGGAGUUUGACAUUUUUUACCAGUCCUAUGAAGAGCUGGGCCGGCUAGAGGCUUGCACGCGCAAGAGAAGGUAAUUCCUGUGGAAUGACUCUCUCAAGUUGCUGGCCAGAGACCUCUGUGCUAGCAGCCUGCAGUCCUCUGAGAACCCUGAAGACGGACACAGCUCUCCCCUGUGCUCCUUGCUGCUGAGAAGCCACCAGCCUAGGGUUCUCUAUUCCGGGGCAGAAUGAUCAGAGUACCA
Otolemur garnettii (small-eared galago) is the source of this 6206-nucleotide messenger RNA. It is a transcript of the gene LRRK1, whose product is annotated as leucine rich repeat kinase 1. The coding region runs from base 1 to 6039 and encodes 2012 amino acids. The transcript has 33 exons. The record is from RefSeq and is a predicted model, not a curated record. Gene Ontology annotation, biological process: protein phosphorylation. Lineage: Eukaryota; Metazoa; Chordata; Mammalia; Primates; Galagidae. Gene Ontology annotation, molecular function: protein binding; ATP binding; protein kinase activity.